This is a messenger RNA of Ostreococcus lucimarinus CCE9901, 234 nucleotides long. RefSeq lists its product with no specific name. Lineage: Eukaryota; Viridiplantae; Chlorophyta; Mamiellophyceae; Mamiellales; Bathycoccaceae. The record is from RefSeq and is a predicted model, not a curated record. The annotation marks the transcript as partial. The transcript has a single exon.
GAAGACGGCAACGCGCGACGCCGGGGCAAGUUCUACGACAUUCUCGGCGUCAAGCCCGGCGCCGACGUCCGCGCCGUGAAAUCCGCGUAUCGCAAGCUCGCCGCCGUGUGGCAUCCCGACAAAUGGACCCGCGCCUCUCCCGAGGACGCCGCCAAGGCUGAAGCGACGUUUAAAUCCGUGCAACGCGCGUACGCCACCCUGAGCGACGCCAAGCAACGGAAGUUGUACGAUUUA